This is a messenger RNA of Aureobasidium uvarum, 711 nucleotides long. Lineage: Eukaryota; Fungi; Ascomycota; Dothideomycetes; Dothideales; Saccotheciaceae. The record is from the annotation of a GenBank genome assembly.
ACGCAUGCGACGGCAACAGCGACGUCGGCCGUUCUCGCUCACCCCAUCCAUGCACAACCAUCAUCCGAGUUGCAACAACCUUCUUUCUUCGCCGCUCCCACCGCCUCGGAAGUCGAAGCCCCUCAAAUCACAGAUCAACCGCGAUUCGUAGAUGAAGGCACCGAUCCUCUACCGCCAACACCGCUCGAGAUGCCUUCUCCUGCAUUCGUUCGCCGCGAGACGACCGAGCCCAUAGGCCCCUCUACCGACUUGCCCACUCCGAUGCCCACGACGCCUGGCUUUGGCCCUCCCAGCGGUCCUGUCAUUACGAUAAAUUUGCUGCUGAGCAGCACUGGUACACGCCAUCCCUACCGUAUAGAUCAGAAGUAUCUGACAAAGCGCAAUGUCACGGCCGAGAACGAGACUGGUGAAUUCGAUCCUUUCGUCAUCAGCGUCUAUACUUUGAAAGAGCUGAUCUGGCGAGACUGGAGAGAAGCAAUUCGAUUAAUCCACUUUGGACGUUUCCUCGACGACAAACUACCGCUCAAAGAAUGUCGAUUCAGCGACUCUGCACCAAAUGUCGUACAUAUGAGCGUCAAACCCCAGGAAGUCAUCGACGACGAAGAGAAUGCAAAGUCAGCAAAGGGCAAAAGCAGCGGUGGUGGCGGUGUCAGGCCUCGCUCGCGGGGCGAUGGUGACGAGCCAACAGCUGGCUGCCGAUGCAUCAUCCAG